UCGGGCGUGUCGCAUAGCCGGCCGUCCGGUUCUGUAAACGAAAGUUGUGCUCGCUUCUUCCUCGCGUGGCGCGCACUUUGGGAGCGUCGGUGAGGAGGAGCACCCUCCGUUGACUGGCGGUUGCCCUCAGGGGACCGGUGGUGCGCCGUUGGAGAAGUCAGUCAGCUGAGCCUUCCAUCCUCUGAGUCGUGAGGAUGCGGGUGUUCGGCCUGGAGGACCUUCACCAACUGGUGGCCAAUCAGUGCCAGCAGGCCUGUCUACUGGCUGGACUCUGCCAGCAAAGACGACCAGGGCAUGCGCCUGCUAGUGGACUGGCAAAGAAACAAAGGCUGUUGAAGGUUCUGAAGUCAAGGCAUCACAGAAGUACUCACUGCUACCGAGCCAUGUGUUUCUGGUGUCAUAUAUUCCUGUGCGUGCUGAGUGCGGUGCCAUCCCUGGAGGCCAAAGAGACGCCCGAGCGGUUCCGCGACCACGAAUACUUCCUGCGCAAACUCUUUGACAAGUAUGGGCACGACGGCAAGAUGACCUUCGAGGGCUUCGAGCAUCUCCUCGAAAACCUCGGCCUGGCACACAUCACCAUCCACGAUCACGACCUGUCCGCCCACCGGCCGGAAGGUGCAACUGUGGGGUUUGUGAAUCGUCAUGCUCACCACGUGCACGUCGACGGGGCGGGUGCUGCUACCGUUGUGGAUGAACACCACAAUCACGACCACGGGCAUGGUGGCGAUGGGUCAGAUCAUACGCAUGUGUCGGAGGGAGAUCAUCAUGCGAGGGUGCAGAGGGACCUCUCUAGUCAGGAUCACACAGAGGUAGUUGAUUCCUCUAAUAGAACAGAUGCUCCCAGCGUGCCAAAGGUUUCAGCCACCACAAGGACAGCAGAAGUCUCGUUUGAAAAGUGCCUAACAGCAACAGAAAUCCUACACACUGUAGACACAAGUCCCGAGGUGAAUGUCAUAAACCUGAAGGACUUCCAGCAACUAUGUCCGGCGCUGGUCUAUCAGCUGGACGAGAAACAUUGUUCUGUGCCACAGUUAAACCGGCACAUCCACCAUCAUAGCGACGGUGAUGAAGAGACAACGGUAGACUUCAAAGUGUGGAUGUAUGCCUUCCUUGGUGUGCUCGGCAUCAGCCUGACAGGCCUGCUGAGUGUGGCCAUAGUGCCACUUAUGCAGAAAGUCUUCUACCACACGCUCAUUCAGUUCCUGGUGGGGCUAGCUGUCGGGAGCCUAACGGGCGAUGCCCUCCUGCACCUCUUGCCCCAUGCCAUGUCUGGCCACCACCAUGAGCACUCUGAAGAAGGUGGUGACGGGGAGAACUAUGUGUGGCAUGGCCUUGCUGCGCUGGGAGGCAUCUACCUGUUCCUGAUCGUGGAACGCUUCCUCUCCAUACACUCAAACCACAAGCAUCGCAAGCACAGUCCACGUUCCAACAACAGCAUACAGUCAAACCCAACGCCAAAGAGGCUUCGGCGCUCCUCUCAAGAUGAUCAGAGCAAGGUUGUGGGAGAGAAGCUGUCCCACCACAAGCAGGGCUCCUAUGGCUUCGUGGACCCCUCAGGAAUGGAAGCCCUUGAACGGCUAACAGCAGUUCCUGCUGAGGAACUGGAGCUGUCUCCUUUGGGUGAGGGCUAUGUGGAGAUCAUGGACAUUCAUGACUCCGAGCUGCAUCCCAUGGCUGGCAUGGAGACCCAGCCUGAAAAGGACCUCCUGGUCAUAGUCAAGAAUGGCGGCUCUAAGCUGCCCACCAACCCAAGGUGUCCGCCAUCACCUUUGCCACAGGAAGAGGAGAACCACAGGCAUCCUCUUUGCCACAGCUCUCGGGACCCAGGCACGGAGGAGUGCCACACGGAAACCUUGGUCUAUCGCCAGACCGGUGAAGAGCACAGCUUCACGCUAACCGUGGCCGAUCACCAUCACCACCACCGCCACAGCCACGCACAUAGCCAUGAGGUGCCAUCUUCUAUAGCUGCCAUGGCCUGGAUGGUGAUCAUUGGUGAUGGGCUUCACAACUUUUCCGAUGGACUUGCUAUAGGUGCAGCAUUUGCAUCGGGUCUUUCUGGUGGCCUUAGUACAACCAUCGCUGUGUUCUGCCAUGAACUUCCACACGAGCUGGGUGAUUUUGCGGUGCUUCUCAAGGCGGGCAUGUCGGUGAAGCAGGCCGUAUUCUACAAUAUAGUGUCAUCUGUGCUGUGCCUACUGGGAAUGGCCAUCGGCAUCUCUCUAGGAAAUGUCCACUCGGCCUCAUCGUGGAUUUUUGCGGGGGUCGGUGGCAUGUUCCUCUACAUCGCUCUGGUUGACAUGCUUCCGGAACUGUCAGUCAACCCCAACUACGGCAAUGCGAGGGCUGUGCACCAGCUUGGAAUUCAGCUGCUCGGUAUAUCGCUGGGGGUGACUACAAUGUUUGUGAUUGCUCUGUACGAGCGAGACCUCCAAAGACUCAUGAGCUCUUAGUUUCUUGCCCUACACUUGAAAGGAGUCAGCAGUGUACACCAGUGUGGACACAUCAUUCACCAUUCUCUCCGACUGCUUCACCCAACGACUUCAUGCUGUGGUUGCGUUCUUCCGGUCGAGGCCUUUCAUGCAGCAAGAGCAAGAUGUCAGCGAAGGUUUGCUGGAAGAAAGCUUUACCAUACCUGCAGUUCUUGAGCUCCAUCGGUUGUGGAUAGCCAUUUGUCAGAGGUGUGUGCAGUCUCCAAUCAAGCCUGCAUCCUUGGUGUGUGUGUGUUGUGUGCUGAACAGUGCUGUGUUCACGAUUGUGGACUAGCUCGUGAAACGGUGCAUAGCAUUAGCAACAAUGAUGCCUAGGUAAUUUAUGUGUGAUAACAAUCUAGCAUGCUGCGUUUAGCAAUACAGUGCAGCACCUUUGUUCCGGACAUCCUGCAUGAUUGUGUAAUUGAUGCCUGUUACUUUUGUUUGUAUCCCUUCCCACUGUUUUUCAUCUGUUAUGUAUGAACAAUCUUGGUUCACACAUACUGUGUGUUCUGUUCUACUUUUUAUUGCCUCUUUUGACUGACGUCAUUUUAUCUCAAGCGAUGGUCGCUUUGGGAAAUUUUCAGAUCCAUAUUCUCUGUGCCAGAACAAUUUAUCAGCAAGAUGCGGUGUAGAAGUCUAUUAUCGCAGAGCUUCUUUUUUUCCUUUUCCUGUGGUAAUCCUGCACUCGAACCGUAAAGUUAGAACAACUCCUGAUGGCAGCUGGAUGGAGUGAGUUUUGCACAUUUCCACCUCAUGAAUGUUUUAAAUGCACUUCAUUAUUUUGCUGUGUACGUGCUCCAGUACUUCACUGUGUUCAACACUGCUGUGAGAGAAGCAGCGCGCGUUUUCCCAACCCCAUUUGGACAUGCCUUAUUUCAUCUAUGCACUACGUUCUUUUUAUCAGACCUCUAAAAAAAUGCAGCUCAUCAUUUUCAUUAAUUUAUGCAGUGUUUGCUGGCAUUUAGUAGAUUGUGUUUGUGAGUAGUUUGGGUGCGCUCCCAGCAUGUGUGUGCGAUCUAUUCAUGCUCGUUACAAUUUUGCAACUGGUGCCAUUGUUCUUUUGUUUUAAGCAUGCACAGUGACAAGAUGUUCUGGUAGUGUUCCUUCGCUUGUUCCUGCUCUGUUUGGUUUGCUUUGCUUAGGUGAACAACCACAGUUUUAUCGUUUUUGUUUGUUGCCCGCAUCUUACAUUUUGCAGUUCGUCUAUACCGGUGCAGACGUGUGAGGAUGUUUGGGCCAAGCGCAAGUGUUUAGCACUGUACAGUUGUCGAUGUGCUUGCACCCACCCACAUAUGUACUUUGUCCGCCGGCAGGCUGUGCUGCCUCGUCUCCCGAGUGGUGCUGCAAUGUUUGAAAAGAUAACUGGUUUGCACAUUUUAUUCUUGACAGCAUAGGUUACACAAAUUGUUGCUGUUCAGACUGAACAGCUUUAUAUUAUAUACAUAUAUCUUUGAUGAUACAUUUUGCUAAUAAAGUCUUUGGGAUGUCA
This is a messenger RNA of Rhipicephalus sanguineus (brown dog tick), 3960 nucleotides long. Its product is annotated as zinc transporter ZIP10. Gene Ontology annotation, biological process: zinc ion import across plasma membrane; intracellular zinc ion homeostasis. The transcript has 15 exons. Gene Ontology annotation, cellular component: membrane. Gene Ontology annotation, molecular function: zinc ion transmembrane transporter activity. The coding region runs from base 195 to 2450 and encodes 751 amino acids. The record is from RefSeq and is a predicted model, not a curated record. Lineage: Eukaryota; Metazoa; Arthropoda; Arachnida; Ixodida; Ixodidae.